AGCUGAAACAAUAAGAAAAUUGAUUAGUUAAGUUAAAUAAAACUUUAGAUUUCAAAAUUUCAAGUAUUGAAAUACUAAACAAAACUUGUCAGAAAUUUGUGACAAGUCACUUUUAUAUUUCAAGUCUCAGUCUUGAUUCAGUAGAAGUAAAAAAUGAAAUGACACUGAACUAUUGAAGAGGAGACAUAUCACCUAGAAUCUGCGCAAUACAAUAUGUCUUUUGUAUCAUUAACUAUUUAUAAUCAGCCGACGUUUAAUUUUUUCCUCCGUUAUUACAACUGCCUCUAAUCAUACACAACGUAAUUUCACCAUUUCUAUGAUAAAGAAUUCUCUUUAUUUUAAUACAUUUUGAAAUAAAAAUUGGCAGGAAAACUUAAAAUGUCAUUUCACCCACUACUUAGUUUAAUGAAAGGAAAAGAAUACGCGGAAGUAUAUAUGACUUAAAAUUUACAGUUUCUUAGAAGUUAAAACUUCUUUGAUCUGAAAUAGCUUUCAUCUUUUGUAAAAGUCUCGGUACUUCUGAAUAGUCAUUAUUCUAUCGCGUACUAUUGAAAUGGAAAAGAAGACUAUAAAUCACCACGCGUCGAUAAAACUUACGCGUCUCUGUAUGAAAGGAAUCGGUAUGUGGAAUAUCGAGAAACCGCGAGAUAAAAUUAUUUCAAAUAUCAUGAUAUGUUACACUAUCGCUACUUUAAUUUUUGGAUUAAUUGUCGAAACCACAGAUAUUUAUUACUGUUUAGGUAAUUUACGCGAAAUGUCUUAUGUUGCACCUUGUACAUUAAAUGUAAUUAUCGAAUUAUUUAUGAUGGCAAAAUUUAUGAUUAAUAGAAGUGAAGUUAUGGCUUUCAAUGCUUAUACAUUUCGUGAAUUUUGGAGUAUUCCUUACGUUGAUUCGGAACGUAAAAUAUUGGAUGAUUGUAAUAAAAAAAGUAUUAAAAUAAUUAUUGCUUACAUCAUCAUAAUACAAUUUCUUGUUUGGCAAUAUAUAACUAUUCCGAUAGUAGAAUCUUAUGGCAAAAAUGCAUCCGAAAGAACUUUACCUUAUAAUUUAUGGUUUACAUUUAUUCCAUUCAAAGAAACACCAUAUUACGAAAUAUGUUUUUUUUUACAAUCAGCUGCAACAUUAACUACUGGCGUUUGUGCAACGGCAUUUGCAACAUUUUUAUUUACAAUAAAUAUUUAUGUCACUGGACAAUUUAAAAUUUUACAACGACGAUUGGAAACGUCUUGUCAAGUUUACAAUAUUGAAAAAAUAAAAUCAGUGGAGCAAAUAAGUUUAAUAGCUGAAGAAUCUUAUGCUAAUCUUCGAAAGUGUGUUGAAUUACACAACGUACUGCUUCAAUACAUAACAAGAAUUGAAAAUCUUUAUUGUCAAAUAAUGUUGAUUCAAACACUGACCAGUAUUUUUCUCAUCUGUUUAACUGGGUUCCAAGUAGUUCUGGGAGUUGAUACUUCUAUUCUUCGUACAACGCGGAGUGCUGUUUAUUUUGUCGGUUUACUAAGUCAAUUACUUUUGUAUUCUUGGUCAUGUCAUGAAAUAAUUAUCGAAAGCUUAGAAGUCGCUGAAGCGGCUUAUCGGGCUUAUUGGUACAGUUUAUCUUGGUCGAAAUAUGGAAAAUCAUACAGACAAGCUUUGUUAAUUAUUAUUGCGAGAUCACGCAGACCAUGUAUUUUAACUGUCGGAAAAUUUGUUCCAAUGUCUCUUGAAACAUUUACUUCAGUUUUCAACUCGUCUUUAUCGUAUUUUACGAUUUUACGACAAAUGAAUGAAGAAAUAGAAAAUAACUUUCAUCUUUUGCAAAAGUCUCGGUACUUUUACAUAGUAAUUAUUCUAUCGCGUAUUACUGAAAUGGAAAAGAAAACUAUUAGUCACCACGCGUCGAUAAAAAUCACGCGUUUUUGUAUGAGCGGAAUCGGUAUGUGGCGCGUCGAGAAACCGCGAGAUAAAAUUAUUUCAAAUAUUGUGUUAUGUUACACGAUUGCUACCACAAUAAUUGCACUCAUUGUUGAAGGGUUCGAUAUUUACCACUGCUUUGGUGACUUACAUGCUAUUUCUUAUACCGCGCCUUGUACAAUUACGGUAGUCAUUGAAUUAUUUAAGCUGACAAAAUUUGUAAUUAACAGAAGUGAAGUUAUGGCUUUCAAUGAUUAUACAUUUCGUAAAUUUUGGAGUAUUCCUUACAUUGAUUCGGAACGUAAAAUAUUGGAUGAUUGUAAUAAAAAAAGUGUUAAAGCAAUCAUUGUUUUCAUCGUCAUAGUACAACUUGUUUGUUGGCAAUAUAUAACUAUUCCUAUAAUAGAAUCGUAUGGAAAAACUGCAUCCGAAAGAACUUUACCUUUCAAUUUAUGGUUUACAUUUAUUCCAUUCAAAGAAACACCUUAUUAUGAAAUAUUUUAUACUUUGCAAACAGCUGCAACAAUGAGUGUCUGUGGUUGUGCAACAGCAUUUGCAACAUUUUUAUUUACAAUAAAUAUUUAUCUUACUGGACAAUUUAAAAUUUUACAACGACGAUUGGAAACAGCUUGUCGAACAAAUUAUAAUGAAAAAGGAGAUUCAGUUAAAGAAUGUUAUACUAAUCUUCGAAAUAAUGUUAAAUUACAUAACGUACUGCUUAGUUACAUCGCAAGAGUUGAAAAGCUCUAUUGUCAAAUAAUGUUACUACAAACACUUGGUAGUGUCCUGACAAUUUGUUUUUCCGGAUUCCAAAUACUUCUAGGAGUUGAUAACUCUGUUCUCCGGACAAUGCUGAGUGUCGUUUUUUUCAGCGGUUCAAUAAGUCAAUUACUUUUGUAUUCUUGGUCAGGUCAUGAGAUAAUUAUCGAAAGUUUAGAAGUCGCUGAAGCGGCUUAUCGGGCUUAUUGGUACAGUUUAUCUUGGUCAAAAUAUGGAAAAUCAUACAGACAAGCCUUGUUAAUUAUUAUUGCGAGAUCUCGCAGACCAUGUAUUUUAACGGUCGGAAAAUUUGUUCCAAUGUCUCUUGAAACAUUCACUUCAGUUUUCAAUUCGUCUUUAACAUAUUUUACGCUUUUACGACAAAUGAAUGAAGAAAUAGAAAAUAAUUAAUUACCAAUAUACUCGGAAAUAAGAAAUUCAUUUUUUAUAAUUAUCUGUCAAUGUACAUAUAUAAUUAUUUGAAUAUUCUCUCAAGCAUGUGGAUAU
This is a messenger RNA of Microplitis mediator, 3160 nucleotides long. RefSeq lists its product as uncharacterized. The transcript has 12 exons. Gene Ontology annotation, cellular component: plasma membrane. Bases 554 to 3064 code for a protein of 836 amino acids. Gene Ontology annotation, molecular function: olfactory receptor activity; odorant binding. NCBI's taxonomy places the organism in Eukaryota, Metazoa, Arthropoda, Insecta, Hymenoptera, Braconidae. Gene Ontology annotation, biological process: sensory perception of smell; detection of chemical stimulus involved in sensory perception of smell. The record is from RefSeq and is a predicted model, not a curated record.